UUGACUUCAUUUUCUUUAAUUCUGAAAGGAAACAUUUGAUAUAUUUUUGUUGAAGAUCUGUUACAUUAUAAAAUCAUGUUUUCAUUGAUCCUUUGUGGUGAAAAUUUAAUGCCAUAACUGUUAAUAUUUUGAUAAAGGAUAAUACAGGGGAGACAACUACUGACACCAUAAGUAAAAUUUGUGUAUUGUUCAGGUGAAAAGCUUUGUCUGUGUUUUCGUUUGAAGUUUGUAUUCAACUGAUCUAAAUUUUCAGGAGUAGCUGUGAAUACAUUUUCACCUGUUUACUAGGAUUAGAAGAGAGUUUAAUUUUUCCAUUUAUAUCUUUCGGAUUUAAAGAAGAAUUACUGAAGAGGAUUAUGAUUGGAUAUAAUUUGACCAAAGAAAGAUAACUCAUUCUUCUGCACUUUUUUUUCGACAUCUUCACAUUUGUUUGUUAUUGGAUUAUGAGAAAUGCUUAUAUACGAUAAAGAUGAAGAUAUCUUAACAAUGGAAGAUUUUGAAGAGGAAACCAUGAUACAAGAAAAUUCAAAGGGAGAAAACUCUCCAUUCACAGAUUCUGCUGACAAGGUGCCACCUGACAAUGCUCUGCAGGAAGAAGCUGAUUCGCUACGUCAGCAACUGACAGAUGCUAAGAUGAUGGUCCAAAAAUUGCAGUCUAGUCUGGUUUUACAACAGGCCAAGAGCAAUUCUUUAAAUUCGUCAUUACAGUUGCAGCUGAAACGAAAUCAGGAAACAUUAAAAAAUGAAAGAAUCUUCGCCGAUCGUCGGUUAGGGGAAGUGCUUGCACAUUUACUUUUCCUUGAAGGACAGUUAAAAAAGGAACAAAAAAAUGUGAAAACAGUUAUGAAACAGAAAGAUGAUAUUAUUAAAUCUCAAAAUGAAAAGAUUAGCUUGUUGACUCAAACAAAUGAACGUUUAGUGCAAGCUGUCCGAGAAGCCUAUGCACGCAAGGGAAAAAAUGGAACAGUCAUGGGUUCAUUUGAUAGUUGUAGUAGUGAAAGUUUGAAGGAAAAUAAAGGAAAAGACAAAAGCUCUAAGACUCCACAAAAAGGGAGGUUUGAAAGUAUGAAAGACCGAUUAUGGCAUCAUAAAAGUGCAUUGGAUUUAACAGAGCCAGAAUCUAAUAUGAAAAAACUUAGAAAUCGUAUGUUCAGUAGUCAUGAAAAUUUAUCUGCAUUACACAAAAAGGAAUUUAAUCAGAAUCGUGACAAAAAAUGUCGAAGUAUUGCUGGUUAUCCAGAAUGUUCUGACUUUUUCCCAGAAAUCCCAGAAGGAAUUGAGUCAAAGGGAGAUAAUUCUAUUUCUGAACUGGAUAAUCAAUCAUUGUAUGAAAAUGAUUUAAGUGGUAGUGGUGAAGAUAGUCCGAAAUAUAAUGAUGUACCAUUCCAAAGUUAUACUGACAGUAGUGGACAUCACAUGACUUCUGUCGGCUCUAUGCCGAUUCUUUCUCAAAGGGAUACAAAUAAAGAUCAUUCCUUUACAAAAGAAAGACCUCAUUCUAUGUCUGCUAUGGAAUACAUAUCGCCUGAAAAAAGUGAUUCUUUCUCUCCGUCACCACAGAAAUCACCUCAGACACCAACAUCAGAGUCAAAUCCAUUUAAAAACUUGAAAACUAUAUUGAAAAGAAAAGGAAGUAAAUCGAAAAAUAAAAAACGAAAUGUGUCAAUAUCCCAGUCACCUGCACAAGAAGUGAGUGUUAAGAAACACUUUGAAAGAUACGACAUGUCCUGAUAUAUAUGUAUAGGAUGUAGAACGUGUCCUUAUAGUCGAUAGAUAUUUAAUUGUACUGUCAUGAUGAAUAUUCAAAAUGCAUAUAUAAAAUUGUCAGCUGAAGAAAUCUCUGUCUCUGUGAUAAUUUUGUCAUUUUUUAGGUCACCUGACCAAAAAGGCCAAGUGGGCUUUUUCAUCACAUUGCAUCUGUUGUCAUCCAUUAUCUUCUCCUCUGAAACUAUUGGGCUGAGUUAAACCAAACUUCGACACAAUUAUCAUUGAGUGUCUACUUUUGAAAUGUGUCUGAUGAAAUCGCCUGCACACUAAGACAGCCCACAUGACUCAGAAUAGAACAUAAGGGUUAAAUGCAAGUUUUGUCUAUUAUUUUGAAAACAUCUAUCAAUAGAGAAAAUCUGCCAGGCCAGAAUUGUUCAGAAUGUUGAAUUCUACCUAUUGUUCGUUUCUGUCAAAACUUUGCUUCUUACAUAAGGGAAUUAUUGCCCUUAAAUGACACACUUUAUCAAUUUUCAUUCUUGCCUAUUAUUUGGAAAACUGAAUUGACAGAAAGUUAAAAUAGCAUGACAAGAUCCUCAAAUAAGGCAACAUGGCAAAAAUCUUCCAAAAACUCCUUAUAAGAGUUAUUUCCCUUUAAGACAAUUUUCCUGAUUUACUGUGUAUCUUAACUUGUAAACUAUAAUAGACAGAUAGACUUUUUAAAAGUAGCAAAAAAUGGUCAGCAAAACAAGAUCAACAAAAAAAGAUUUUUUUGUCAUGAAUUCUAUUCUAGUCUACAAUGUUGAAGAGUGUAGAUUGUUCAAGAUGUAGGUAUACCUAGGUGAUAGACACAGGCUCUUUGGAGAAUCUAGCUUGUAGAAUUCAAUUGCAACAGAAAUGGUGCUUUUUAUAUUUUAUUUUUGUUAGAGUUUCUGUAAUAUGAAUUAGAAGCAUAGAUGAUAAAACAAGCUUUUCUCUAUGAUGUUUGAUUAUGAUUUUUGCAUGUAUAAAUUCACUUUCUUUAAAAUAUUGUUUUUCUUUAAAGUACUUUGAUAGUACGACAGUGAAAGUUGGUUCAAAAUGGUCAGAUUUUUUUGUUUAAUUUCUAAAAUCCCUUCUUGUUUGGUAUAGAACAUUGUUCAUGUCUACAGAUUUAUACUUGCAUCUGUCCUGCUUGAAACCAAAAUUUUUCUUACACCUAUGAAAUCUAGUGCAAGAUUUCAAACAUUGAAAACUGCUUCUUAGAGCUUUCUUAUUUUCUAAAAGUGGUGUAUUUAGUCCAAAGUUAUCACCAUGUAUCAUCAGUACACUGGAUAUAGGUACUAACCAAGCAUGCAUGAUCGAUUUUGAUCUUACACGGUAAAGAAAAUCUCUGUAUAGUUACUUAGAAUCUGAGAAAGCAACUUGGUCAAAAUACUUAAUUCAUGAAUGUAAAUUUCAUUAAAUUAUAAUAAUGUUAAUAAUAAUCAAAUCUGUAAAACUUGAAAUCUGGAUUAUGUGGGUUUCAGCAUAUGGCUUAAUAUUAAGUUUCUCAAAGAUGCAUUUUUUCACUUGAUCUAUUUGUAUGAAGAUCUUUUUUUUUUAUGAACUCAAGUUUGUUUAGAAUUGAAAACACUAUGCUUUCAGCUUGUCCAGUCAGCCCUGAAAGUGAUGCACACCAGUAACUGUAUGCCUUGUCUGUUAUAGUGCUUUUUCUGCUUUGAGAUAAUUUGUAUACACAUAGGGGUGUGAAUGGGUUACUGUCUCAAAGACUUGUACCCAACAAUUUGUUAUUCAUAUUGAAUUGUAAUAAGAUGAGAUAUCCAGCAUGGAAGUGACGUUGCUGGUUUUGUUUUUAUACAAUUUACAAUAUAAAUACAUUUGAUAAAAUAAUAUAGGACAGAUUUUAGAAAUAAAAUACCAUGUAUAUGAUAAAAUCUUUUCAUAUCUCUUUGGAAAGGCAGUGUUUCAAUUUUUGUCUUGACCUGGCUCAUACUUUAAAAUUUAUACCAUUUACUACUAAAGGUAUGUCCUUCAGUUUACAUGUUACACAUGUGAGUUUUUCUUUCGCAGGACAAAUUAGAUUCAUUUUAUAAAAUUUCAUAACAUUGACCGUCAAAGUUAUGCUGGUUUUUUUUUUAAGUCUAAAGAUUGCACAUUUGAGGUAGUUUUUGAAAAUUCUAAAGAAAAUUAAUAUUUCUAAUGACUUUAUAUAAUUUCAACCUUGCAAGUUUGUAUAUUAAGGGCCAAUGUAUAUAUCUCCAACAAUACUGUGAAUUAUUUCGGGAUACAAUUUAUUUUUGUGAUAAUAAACAUGUACAUGUCUAACAUAUGUUUAAUAUUAUUGUUCAUUUCACCAUUGGCGAGAUACUGAACAUGUCCAAGUUAAUUAUACAAUACACGAAUAUAGUACUUUAAUGAUUAAACAGAUUAAUUAUGACUAUCAUAAAUUACUGAACUUUUUUAUGUGUAACAGUUAGCAUGUGAAUGAUAAUUUUGAUGUUCUACUCAUUUAUAAAUUGUCAUUAAAACAUGAGAAAACAUUAGGUCAUUACAGAACAUUUCCUUGAUAUUUGAAAACAACCAACAAAAUAGCUUUCUCCUUCUGCUACUGAAGUCCUAUGAAAUUUCUUAUAAACUGUCAAAGGUUUUCUCAAAGAAAAAGCAUUGCUAUAAAUUAAGAAAUUAUUGUGACUUUAUAAUUUAAGACCAAAAUGUAAUUUUAAUGUUUGUGAUAUCGAGAAAAUCCUGCUUCAUUCAUAUAAAUAUUACAAAAUGCGAGUUUAAAUUAUUACGAUUACAACACUGUCACAUUACAUUUUUGGCAAUAAUUUCUAAAUUCACAGUAUUACAUUAGGGUUUACUCGAAGUAAAGACAUAAUGUAAUUAGAUGGCUAAAAAUCAGAUUUACAUUCUUGUUCUUAGAUGACCAGAUUUUUUUUUUUACAAAUAAUGAUUGUUAUGCACAUGAAACAAUGAGCAGACAAGAAACACUUGAUUUACAAGCAUUUGUUUAAAUAGGACAACUUAUCUUGUGUGUAUGUAUAUAAAUUAUAUGAAUAAAUACUAAAAGUUAAGGCUUACGAAAAAGGCCUGCCAUAAUGGUUAAGGAAAACUUGCAUAUCCUAUCUUUCCUGUUUCUGUUUGAAUACAUAUUUACAUAGUAGCUUUUCUUCCUCUUGCCAACAUUGAAGUAAAUAUGCAAAAUAUUUAUGCAGUUCAUGUCAUAUUCUGAGCUAUUUCCUUUUGUACUGAUAUGAUUUCCACUUUUCUAUCCAAGUCUUUCAUAUUAUUGUCCUAAGGGAGAUAACUAGAAUAAAUUUUAUUGAACAUU
Molecule: messenger RNA, 5017 nt
Organism: Mytilus trossulus (common blue mussel)
Lineage: Eukaryota; Metazoa; Mollusca; Bivalvia; Mytilida; Mytilidae
Exons: 4
Coding region: 451-1731 (426 amino acids)
Source: RefSeq, a predicted model, not a curated record